Molecule: messenger RNA, 1277 nt
Organism: Fragaria vesca subsp. vesca
Lineage: Eukaryota; Viridiplantae; Streptophyta; Magnoliopsida; Rosales; Rosaceae
Product: adipocyte plasma membrane-associated protein-like
Exons: 4
Coding region: 76-1248 (390 amino acids)
Biological process (GO): biosynthetic process
Molecular function (GO): strictosidine synthase activity
Source: RefSeq, a predicted model, not a curated record
CUAACACUUUGCUCUCUCCACAGGGCUAGGCUGCUGGCACAAACCUCCCCUUCUAAUUUUCUGUUCCGACUUCCAAUGCCCAAGUCAAGCAACCAUGGCUCACCUUCCUCUGCAACUCAAACCACCAAAACGUCAUCAUCAUGGCCCUUAAACAUUCUCUUCUUCACCGUACUGGUUCCUGUGGCAGCGGCUAUACUCCUCUACCAGCUCGACUCGUUCGACCCCGCUCCUUACCCGCUUCACGAGCUGAGCCACCUAGUCACUUCUGCUCCGAGGCGUAAUGCUCAGAUGCUCAAAGGGUCGGAGUUUCUGGGGGUCGGGGCAUUAGAGGGACCGGAAGACGUUGCUUAUGAUUCGAAGUCGGGGGUGAUAUACACGGGAUGUGCGGACGGGUGGAUCAAGCGGGUCAAGUUGAACGAGUCGGCUGCUGACUCGGUGGUGGAGAACUGGGUUAACACCGGCGGGAGACCAUUUGGACUCGCCCAUGAACACGGCGGAAAGCUUCUGGUGGCUGAUGGGGAAAAGGGACUACUGAGAAUCGAUGAGAAUGGAGCAGUGGAGCUGCUGACAGACGAGUCAGAGGGUGUAAAAUUCAAGCUAACAGAUUGUGUAGAUGUAGCCAAAGAUGGUAUGAUUUACUUCACAGAUGCUUCAUAUAAACACCGCGCAGAAAACACCUAUUGGGAUUAUCUAGAGGGCAGACCCCAUGGUAGGUUAUUGAGCUACAAUCCAUUUACCAAAGAGACCAAAGUGCUCGUCCACGACCUCUACUUUGCUAAUGGAGUAGCAAUCUCUCCAGAUCAGAAUUACUUGAUCUUCUGCGAAACUUUGAUGGUUAGAUGUAGGAAGUAUUACCUGCAAGGUGAGAAGAAAGGAAGCAUAGAGAACUUCAUUGACAACUUGCCGGGCUCUCCGGAUAACAUACGAUAUGAUGGGGAAGGACAUUACUGGAUCGCUCUAGCUAUGGGGACUUCAUCUAUUACCAAGUUAACAUUUAGGUACCCGUUUGUUCGAAAAGUGCUGGCAAUAAUGGAGAAGUAUAAACUGAGCAGUCCAUAUAAGGAGAAGAAUUCCGGUGUAAUCGCUGUGAAUUUGGACGGAGAACCUACUGCUCACUAUUCUGAUCCAGCUUUGUCACUCAUUACAAGUGGGAUCAAGAUCGGAAACUACCUCUACUGCGGUUCUGUUCUGUAUCCGUACAUUAUCCGGCUUGAUAUUGAAGAACACCCUGCUCAUAUCACUACAUGAGCUAGCUUCAAUGACAGAAAUCAGUUUCA